AUGGAGGAUACCUACUGCGUGACCUGGACUUCAGGCAACCGCAGGGCGGGGCGCGUGCACGGUGAGGGGCAUCCCAGCUCCUUCUUCAGCGCCAGCAAGUCAAGCCGGGGCCAGAACACCAGCCGCCGGCCCCGCACCCGGCCACCUCCCGGCGCCCGGCCACAGGAGCAGGUGGCCGAGUUCAAGGAGGCCCUCUCCCCGUUCGAUGAGGACGGAGACGGCGCCAUCAGCACGCGGGAGCUGGGCACCGUCCUGCGGUCGCCGGGCCAGAAACCCACUGAGGCCGAGCUCCGGGACCUGGUGGGCGAGCUGGACCGCGACGGCAGCAGCACCGUGGGCUUCCCCGAGCUCCUGGGCCUAAUGGCCCGUAAGGUGAAGGGCAGGGGCCAACACCAGAUCCGGGAGGCCUUCUGCGUCUUCGACAAGGACGGCAACGGCCUGAUGGGCACGGCCGAGCUGCGACACGUGAUGACCCAGCUGGGUGAGAAGCCGAGAGACCAGGAAGUGGACGGGGACGAGCUGGUGCGCUACGAGGUGUUCGUACGCUUGCUGGUUUCCAAGGGCGGCCACAGACCCACCUCCACCCCCACCCCCAUCCCCACCCAGGGUGUCCGGGCUCCGCACAUGGCGCCGGAGGACCUGCCUCCGUUCCCCCGGCCCCUCCGGGCACUGCUCCUCCGCUGGUUGACCUGA
Lagenorhynchus albirostris (white-beaked dolphin) is the source of this 693-nucleotide messenger RNA. Its product is annotated as calmodulin-like protein 3. Gene Ontology annotation, molecular function: calcium ion binding. The record is from RefSeq and is a predicted model, not a curated record. Gene Ontology annotation, cellular component: myosin II complex. Lineage: Eukaryota; Metazoa; Chordata; Mammalia; Artiodactyla; Delphinidae.